AUGCUUGUUAUUCCCGUCUCUUCAGUUGCAAGUGAAUCUGCUUUCAGUACUGGAAAGCGAAUACUUGGUCAUUUCCGAAGUUCUUUAAAACCCCGAACUGUGGAAGCAUUGAUUCUCCUACAAAACUGGUUAAGGACACCGAUUGAUAUGGAUCCAUCUACAUUUGGAGCUGAAGAGAAGGAGGAUGACGUCUUAGAGUCAGGUCGGGGUGGUAGUGUCACUGGAGGUCGUGGUCGUGGUGGUGAAACUGGAGGUCGUGGUCAGGGUGGUGGAAAUGUUGGCGGUCGUGUUGGUGGUGUAACUGGAGGUCGUGGUGGUGGUGUAACUGGAGGUCGUGGUGGUGGUGUAACUGGAGGUCUUGGAGGCGGUGAAACUGGAGAUCGUGUUGGUGAAACUGAAGAUCGUGGUGGUGGUGGUGGUAUUUGUGUUUGGGGAAGAGGAAGAGGAACACCAACAGCAGCACCCAUAUCUUCGACUCCUUCUCCUCCUUCAAUUUCUGAAGUUUGUUCAUCUUCUGGAUCACCAAACGUGGAUUGA
Papaver somniferum (opium poppy) is the source of this 537-nucleotide messenger RNA. Its product is annotated as glycine-rich cell wall structural protein 1.8-like. Bases 1 to 537 code for a protein of 178 amino acids. The transcript has 2 exons. Lineage: Eukaryota; Viridiplantae; Streptophyta; Magnoliopsida; Ranunculales; Papaveraceae. Gene Ontology annotation, molecular function: protein dimerization activity. The record is from RefSeq and is a predicted model, not a curated record.